Suillus subaureus is the source of this 1266-nucleotide messenger RNA. RefSeq names its product Mmp37-domain-containing protein. The transcript has 3 exons. Gene Ontology annotation, biological process: CDP-diacylglycerol biosynthetic process; cardiolipin biosynthetic process. Gene Ontology annotation, cellular component: mitochondrion. Gene Ontology annotation, molecular function: phosphatidate cytidylyltransferase activity. The record is from RefSeq and is a predicted model, not a curated record. Lineage: Eukaryota; Fungi; Basidiomycota; Agaricomycetes; Boletales; Suillaceae. The coding region runs from base 1 to 1266 and encodes 421 amino acids.
AUGUUAUCCACCACUCGCUCAUCAGCUCGCCGGGCAUCAGCCCGCCGGCUACAAUGCCUUUCUCGCUCAUUAACCACUGACUCCACUACUUCUCAAACUGUCCUCACUCCACCGCUUCCCCUCUCAAAGCCAGAGACGAGCAAGCCUCGUCAGUCACGAUUACAUCCGCGCCCGCGUCCAGCCGUUCCCCAUCAACGACAAGCGCUCCCAACUCUUCCUCCAAGCUUCGGGCGGAAUCAAGUCCUACCAGUGCCAGACUCCACUCGCGCCCUUCUGGAAGACAUCGUAGGAUCAUUUGAAGCGCCCAUUCGAUAUGCAUUUGCAUAUGGAUCUGGCGUUUUUGACCAAGCUGGGUACGAGAAGCAGAGGGAUAAGGAAGAUAGGCCGAUGUUGGACUUCAUAUUCGCGGUCACACAUUCGGAUCACUGGCACUCAAUAAACAUGCAACAGCAUCCCGGUCAUUAUCCCCUGCAUGCACGCGUACUAGGGUCGUCGUUUGUCUCCAAAACGCAAGAGUUUAGCCCUGGACUUUGGUUCAAUACUUUUGUGCCGAUGAAGGGGGUCAAUAUCAAGUAUGGGGUAACGACCGUCGAUACGCUAUGCGCUGAUCUGCUUAACUGGCGCACACUCUAUCUCGCUGGGAGAAUGCACAAGCCUCUACGGAUCAUCAAAGACGACGCACGUGUACGACUGACUCAGCAAGUCAACCUCACCUCUGCGCUUCGCACCGCCCUUCUCAUGCUCCCGGAAUCAUUCACUCAACGCGAGCUAUUCUCAGCUAUAGCAGGAAUAAGUUACUCUGGUGACCCUCGGAUGGUGCUCCCAGCUGAGAAUCGAGGAAAGGUGGAGAAUAUGGUUUCUCGUCAGGAAGACCAGUUUCGGGAGUUGUAUUGGAGGCUUGCGCAGGGCCUUCCUGGGGUCCGGUGGGCGGCGGGUUCUAAGAGCGUGGAACAGGAUACCAGUCCGCAUGCGAGAGCAGCGCACCUGAAGAAAUUGCCGGAGGAGCUCUUGAAGCACGUUCAUCGGCGUGCCGAGGGGCGUGGUCCGCCUAGAGAGGCGGAUGAGAGUGCUUAUUGGCUUCGUGUCGCAGGCGACAAGGAUCUCCCCUCGAUUCUUGACUCUGAAAUAACCAAGAUCGUGCGGUACCCAGCAACUGUCCAGUCACUGAAGGGCUUAGUAAGCGCCGGUGUGGCUAAGAGUGCGCGCUACUCUGUAGCCAAGGUCAGCAAGUGGUGGAAAGGAACCUCUUUUUUGAGUUCGUCAUAG